Messenger RNA from Drosophila eugracilis, 954 nucleotides. RefSeq names its product microtubule-associated protein RP/EB family member 1. NCBI's taxonomy places the organism in Eukaryota, Metazoa, Arthropoda, Insecta, Diptera, Drosophilidae. The record is from RefSeq and is a predicted model, not a curated record. The transcript has 3 exons. Gene Ontology annotation, molecular function: microtubule plus-end binding. The coding region runs from base 171 to 887 and encodes 238 amino acids. Gene Ontology annotation, cellular component: microtubule plus-end; spindle midzone; microtubule organizing center. Gene Ontology annotation, biological process: protein localization to microtubule plus-end; regulation of microtubule polymerization or depolymerization; spindle assembly.
UACAAAAUGAUCUGAGGUAUAAAAAAAUACUAAAGGGUACACGAUUUUUACAGACAUAUACACGUGCCUGAUAACAUCCCAUCACUGAUCCUGGAAGCAUUGCAAUCGAGAAUCGAAGUUAAAGUAAUUGCACAAAUCACAGAAGUAGGAAUAAAGGAAAUUGUUAAAAAAUGACCGACCUCAAGUUAACGGUUGCCCUAACCAGCGUUAAUGGGGAGAAUAUGUCCAGGCACGAAAUGCUCCAGUGGGUGAACAACAUGGUCCAGGGUCACUUCAAGAAGAUCGAGGAGCUCUGUUCUGGUGCUGCCUACUGCCAGAUGAUGGAGAUGAUUUUCCCCAACUGCAUCAACCUGAAGCGCGUAAAGAUGACCGCCAAACUUGAGCACGAGUAUCUCCACAAUCUGAAGCUCUUCCAAGAAGCUUUCAAUCGCUUGAAGUUAGACAAAACUGUACCGAUCGAUCGUCUAAUCAAAGGACGCUUUCAGGAUAAUUUUGAGUUUUUGCAGUGGUUCAAGAAGUUCUUUGACUCACAAGCACCAGACUUGGAAAACAUUAAGGCAUUGGCCAAUGCGCCGGUGAUUAAACCCAUUAAGCCUCGUGUUUUAGCCAAAGAUCAAUCGCCAGUCAACGCCAAUGAUGAUGCUCUAAAGGAUCUUAUAGGUGAAAUGCAGACCCUUAACUUGAGGAGAGAUGAUAUCAUGGAGGCCAGUAAUCAGUGCUACAACAAGUUGCGCAUAGUCGAGGAUCUGGUAAACGACAUGGUCAACAGCAACCAGCAUGUGGAGCUAUGUAAACGCAUCCAGGCGGUGCUUUACAAAACGAUAGAUGGUGAGAUCAACGAGGAACCCAUUGGAGUUAAUGAUGAUCCAAAUGAAGGAUUAUAUUAGGUUUUUUUUGCUGUAAUAUUGUUUUUUAUAAUUAUUGUAUUUUGUAUAAAAAUUCUCUGUAUAUUCA